Molecule: messenger RNA, 2771 nt
Organism: Pseudoliparis swirei
Lineage: Eukaryota; Metazoa; Chordata; Actinopteri; Perciformes; Liparidae
Gene: gk
Product: glycerol kinase
Exons: 20
Coding region: 80-1765 (561 amino acids)
Biological process (GO): triglyceride metabolic process; glycerol-3-phosphate biosynthetic process; glycerol metabolic process
Cellular component (GO): mitochondrion
Molecular function (GO): glycerol kinase activity
Source: RefSeq, a predicted model, not a curated record
UCUAGCUUUAAGCCGUUUCUGCCGGUGUUGAUACUCGGUUCUCUAAUCCAGCUCACUGCCACCGGCUCUCGGGUUGCCGAUGAACGGCGACAUGGCCGCGUCCUCACACCGGAUAACGUUCGGCCCGUUGGUUGCCGCCAUCGACCAGGGCACGAGCUCCACCCGGUUUCUGGUGUUCAAUUCAAAAACAGCAGAGCUCCUCAGCCAUCAUCAGGUGGAAAUCAAACAGAGUUUCCCCAAAGAAGGAUGGGUGGAGGAAGACCCCAAAGAAAUUCUGCAGUCGGUGUACGAGUGCAUGGAGCGGACGUGUGAAAAGCUCACCCAGCUCAACAUCGACAUCUCGAACAUUAAAGCUAUUGGAGUGACCAACCAAAGGGAGACCACGCUCGUCUGGGACAAAGAGACCGGGGAGCCCCUCUACAAUGCAAUUGUUUGGCUAGACCUGCGGACUCAAGCAACAGUUGAAGGUCUUAUUAACAAAACUCCAGGAAGGAAUAAGAACCACUGGAAGCACAAGACGGGGCUCCCGAUCAGCACUUACUUCAGCGCGGUGAAGCUUCGCUGGCUGAUGGACAACGUGGACGAGGUCCACGAAGCCGUCGUGUCUCACCGCGCCAUGUUCGGCACCGUGGACUCCUGGCUCAUCUGGUGCUUGACCGGGGGCAAGUCGGGCGGCGUCCACUGCACGGAUGUGACCAACGCCAGCAGAACCAUGUUGUUUAACAUUCACACGUUGGACUGGGACCCAGAACUUUGCAAAUAUUUUGGUAUUCCCAUGGAGAUCUUGCCCAAAGUGAGGAGCUCAUCAGAAAUCUACGGUCUCAUGAAAUCUGGAGCUCUUUCGGGGAUCCCCAUCUCAGGGUGUCUCGGGGACCAGUCGGCCGCGCUGGUCGGACAGAUGUGUUUUCAGGACGGACAGGCGAAGAACACGUAUGGAACUGGCUGCUUUCUCCUGCGCAACACAGGACCCAAGCCCGUGAUGUCCGACCACGGCCUCCUGACCACCGUGGCGUACAAACUCGGUCGAGACCAACCCGCCUGCUACGCACUCGAGGGCUCUGUGGCCAUCUGCGGAGCCGUGGUCCGCUGGCUGCAGGACAAUCUGGGGAUCAUCGAAUCAGCCGAAGAGCUCGAGAAGCUGGCUGCGUCAGUCGGUACGUCCUACGGCUGUUAUUUCGUUCCGGCUUUUUCCGGCCUCUACGCUCCGUACUGGGAGCCCAGUGCAAGAGGGAUCAUUUGUGGGUUGACUCAGUUCACCAACAAGAGGCACGUGGCGUUUGCCGCACUGGAAGCCGUGUGCUUCCAGACCAAAGAGAUACUGGACGCCAUGAACCAGGACAGCGGCAUUCCGCUGACUCAGCUCCAGGUGGACGGAGGGAUGACGUCCAACAGGCUGCUGAUGCAGCUGCAGGCCGACAUCCUCUGCAUCCCUGUUGUGAAGCCGUCCAUGCCGGAGACCACGGCUCUCGGCGUGGCGAUGGCGGCGGGAGCGGCGGAGGGGGUGAGCGUGUGGAGCCUGAACCCCGAGGACCUGAGCGAAGUCACGUCGGAGAUGUUUGAGCCGCAGAUCAACCCCAAAGAGAGCGAGUUCCGGUACGCUCGGUGGAAGAAGGCGGUUCAGAAAUCCAUGAACUGGGAGACGACGGAGCCCGUUGCUAACGGAAACGGUGAGCCGAGUAUCUUCAGCAGCGUCCCGCUGGGCCUCUACGUCAUGGGCAGCCUGCUGAUGCUCGUCGGAGCCAAAUACCUCGCAGGCCCCGACUAGACUGGUGGAGGAAUCGAACGCUCGUCACGCCGGACCGGCACCACCACCACCACCACCACCCGCUGCUGCUGCAUUACCCAAUACCAGGACAACAACGACUUAUACUCUCUUAUUCUCUUCUUUUUUUGGUCCUGUAUCUUUCUCUGAUACAUUAGAGAUUAAUUUUAGCACGAGUGUGCAUGCAGUAUUUAAUUUCUUCCCCGUGUUGAUAUGUUUAUGGUACCGAUGGGUUCUCAGUUCUGUGGUCUUCCAGCGGCCGUGUGUCCCGUCUGCGUUCGGAGUGUUUCAAGCCUCCACUUUGAGGCACACAGCACUUUAUGUUUUUGUCUUGUGGGAUCUGUCUACUCACGGAGUUUAAUCUAUAUUUUUUCUAACAGUUGGGAUUAAGAUGAAAAUGUUGAGUUUUCUGAGAUAUGAAAAUAAGUGAUAGUUGAGUACUGAGUUUUUUUUCGUUUAGAGAAAGCUCUUGUAUUCGUAGUCAUGUUCUUAAACUGUAAAAUGUAAAAUAUGUGAAGACGGGCAACGAUGAAUCAACACACAGAAAAUAUGAAGACCUAAAAAGACACAUGUAGUCGUCUUUAAACAUUCUCCCAAAGUGGAGCGACAAAGAUCAAAAACUGAAGCAGCUGUUAAUAGGUGAUUUAUUUUGUAGAUCAUAUCUUCAGAAAAUCUUUUUUCUUGACCUAUUAUGGUUAAAAUCUCCAGUUUGUGUCUAUAUAUGAUCAUCAAAACAGAAAAAUGUGUGAUGUUGAUGUAAUUUGUUAAAAUCUGGUAACUGCACGUAGCUUUAAAAAAAAUGUGAUCAGCUUUAUUGCACCUUUUUAUAUUAAACCUUUUAAAUGAAGACACAAUUCAAAAGGGAGAUUUAAACCAAGGAAAAACAAAUUGUUACGCUUGAUGAGGUCACUAAUGUGUAUUUAUUGUUUGCUCUGCACAUUCAUGAAGUCACUUGUUCAACCGAAGGGAUGAAGUGUAUUAAAUGUGCUCUUUUGGGGUGUAACCACAA